CCGACGGCUGUGAUUGACAGUUGGCAGACGACUGCGGAUCGCGCAGGAUCUCCGCACGCGUUCGGUCGUAAAGGGCAACAGCAUCAACUGAUCCGAUCUCGCACCAGGUGCACUACGUGUGAUGUGAGCCGGCUUCGGCGCGGGUGAAGUGACUAAGGGCCCGGGCCCGCGUACAUGUGCAGUGAAGUGACUAGUGACUCGGUGUAACGGUGGCCCAACACGCAGACUAUCCCGGCUUGACGGCGGCUGGCAGGGCGUUCAUGGCUCAGCCACGGUAUGAGGACGGAGGCCUUCAUCACCAAGGUUACAUGGAGAGUGGAGCGGCAGCGGCGGCGGCGGUGGCGGCGGCUGGUGGUUUAUACGACACACACGUGCACCGGCCGGGGUUGCAAGGCAUCCACCAUUCGCCGCACCUCAACCACGGGAUACACCCGUACCAUCAGAACCACAUCAGUCCCGCCGCCAACCAUGUCAUGGGCGGCGCGGCCGUCCCGGACGUCGGUAAGAGAGACAAGGACGCCAUAUACGGACACCCUCUAUUUCCUCUGUUAGCGUUAAUUUUUGAAAAGUGUGAGUUAGCGACGUGUACCCCUAGAGAGCCUGGCGUAGCUGGUGGUGACGUUUGUUCGUCGGAGUCAUUCAACGAAGACAUUGCCGUUUUCUCGAAACAAAUUCGACAAGAAAAACCUUAUUACAUCGCUGAUCCUGAAGUAGACUCUCUUAUGGUCCAGGCGAUACAAGUGCUUCGGUUUCAUCUCCUCGAAUUAGAAAAGGUGCACGAACUUUGCGACAAUUUCUGUCAUAGGUAUAUCAGUUGUUUGAAGGGCAAAAUGCCCAUCGAUUUAGUGAUAGACGAGAGGGACGGUACGAAGCCGCCCGAUCCACUAGGCACCCCCGCGAACGGCGACGGUGGCACCAGAAGUACAGCGGACUCAACGUCGCAUACGGACGGAGCCAGCACGCCAGAUGUCAGGCCGCCUUCGUCGACGAUGUCAUACGGAGGCCCUGUCAACGAUGACGUACGGUCACCGGGUACACCCGGCCCCCUUUCCCAAGCACCGGGGUCCCAACAGAGCCUGGAUGCGAGUGAUCCAGAGGAUGCAUUGCGAGAUUACAAAAACUACCAGAAAAAUGGACAUUUCUAUUCCGGUAAAAUAAGCGCUCAGGCCGUGGUGUAUGACUCUGCUAAGGAUGCCAUCGGUAAAUGGUGUCCGAGGCGGGAAUGGUCAACACCUCCGGACGCUCGAGCGGCGAACGAUGCAGCUCGAAGGGGUGUUCUCUAUUCCUCGGUGUUCCUUGGGAGUCCGGGCGAUGCUAGCAACACAAGUGUUGGUAGCGGGGAAGGCACUGAAGAAGACGAUGAUACCAAUGGGAAGAAAAACCAGAAAAAAAGGGGCAUCUUCCCAAAGGUGGCGACGAAUAUCCUUCGGGCGUGGCUGUUUCAACAUUUAACGCAUCCGUACCCUUCGGAGGACCAGAAGAAACAACUCGCGCAGGACACGGGGUUAACGAUACUUCAGGUCAAUAACUGGUUCAUAAACGCGAGGAGAAGGAUAGUACAGCCAAUGAUAGACCAGUCAAAUAGAGCAGUGUUUUCCCCGCACGCAGGUCCCAGCGGUGCUUAUAGCCCCGACGCCACCAUGGGUUACAUGAUGGAUGGGCAGCAGAUGAUGCACCGACCGCCUGGAGAAGCAGCUUUCCACAACCAAUACGCCCAUUACCCAGCAGAAUACUACGGACACCACCUGUGAGGUCACACGCACACAACGACAAUGAACUUUGAAAUAAGCAACUUUUAAAUGUGAUUAUUCUCUGUACAAAAUGUAAAUGUAGUGACCCAGUGUUUAGUUAACAAAGAGUAAAAAGAAAAAAGAAACGGGAUGGACUUGUACAAAAGAAAAAA
Messenger RNA from Agrilus planipennis (emerald ash borer), 1903 nucleotides. RefSeq names its product homeobox protein homothorax (gene hth). Gene Ontology annotation, molecular function: RNA polymerase II cis-regulatory region sequence-specific DNA binding; DNA-binding transcription activator activity, RNA polymerase II-specific. The transcript has 15 exons. The record is from RefSeq and is a predicted model, not a curated record. Gene Ontology annotation, biological process: eye development; positive regulation of transcription by RNA polymerase II; brain development. Lineage: Eukaryota; Metazoa; Arthropoda; Insecta; Coleoptera; Buprestidae. Bases 261 to 1751 code for a protein of 496 amino acids.